Plasmodium gonderi is the source of this 369-nucleotide messenger RNA. RefSeq lists its product as hypothetical. NCBI's taxonomy places the organism in Eukaryota, Apicomplexa, Aconoidasida, Haemosporida, Plasmodiidae. The record is from RefSeq and is a predicted model, not a curated record. The transcript is spliced from 2 exons. The coding region runs from base 1 to 369 and encodes 122 amino acids.
AUGAACGUAUUCAGGAAAUUCUGUUUUUUUAGUCAAAGGAGAUAUUUGGGAAAUAUUGUUAGGGGACCCCGACCAAACGAGAUCGCCAAAAAUUUAGAAUAUGCAGUGGACUUCUUUCACAGGAAAUCGCACACGUACCAGGAUUUCAAACAGCAGUGUGAAUCGUUGCGAAUUUUUAUUUACUUUGGAUUAGUGGGUGUUCUGUCAGUAGACCUUUUAAUAAAUCCUUUAAAAUCGUCCUACUGGGAUCAGUUUUCCCCCAUGAACAUAAUGAGGAGAUUUUUUCUCUUUUUUAAAAACAAGGAGGAUAAUAUUUUUAGACAUAACGGCAGUUCCUCUUACGAAAAAUAUAUGCAACUUAUUAGGUAG